UCACCCAAUAAAUGAAAAAUAUGAAUGUUGGAUUAUAUUAAUCUAAUACGUAAUAAGGUUUAAUCUUUUGGAGGCAUUAUUAUCCUAUAGGCAAAAUUCUGGACUGUUUUAGAUACUACAUUGAUCAAAGUUAAUAAAACAUCAAUGCAAAUAUAAAGUACAUACAGUUCACCAAAAACAAGAUGAACAUUGAAAAUCCUAUUGGAGAUGGAACUAAGAAGGAGAAUUCAGUUCCAUUCUCACCUAAUCAUAGAUUUUUGGAGCCAGAAAAAGCUGUCAAAACAAUCACUGAUAUGGCAAUAUGGGAGAAGUCUGAAGCGUAUAUGGAGUACACAGGCUUUAUAGCUACACUAAACGAAGCAAUUAAAGGCAAACCACUCUCUGUUGAUUGUAAAGUGUCACCUAAUUUAAUAAAAAUGAUGGACAUGUUGAAUAAAAUUGAUAAGUUGAUAGACAACUGUCCCCCUGUUGAACAACCCCAAAGAUUUGGCAAUACUGCAUUUAGAGAAUGGCUCACACAAGUAAAGAGCAACACAACAAUAUAUCUUCAAGAAGCUCUAGAUCAAAACCUUCAUCUGACCAUACCAGAAAUUAAAGCAUACCUCGAGGAGAGCUUUGGUAAUGCCACUCGCAUAGACUAUGGAACUGGACACGAAAUGUCAUUUAUAAUGUUUCUAUGCUGUCUUUACAAAAUAGGUUGCCUAGUUCCAGAAGAUAAUGUUGCAACUGUGUUCAUGUUAUUCAAUAAAUAUCUCAAUAUAGCGAGGAAACUGCAGAAGACAUAUAGAAUGGAGCCAGCAGGAAGCCAUGGUGUGUGGAGCCUUGAUGACUACCAGUUUGUGCCUUUCAUCUGGGGUAGUUCACAGCUUGUCGAUCAUCCAAGGAUAUAUCCACCGGCAAAGUUCUUAGAAGAUGAAAUUGUUGAAAAAUUUUCAGAUGAAUACAUGUUCUUGUCAUGCAUUAAGUAUAUUAAAGAAGUGAAAACGGGUCCGUUUGCGGAGCAUUCUAACCAGUUGUGGAGCAUCAGUGCUGUCGGUUCAUGGUCAAAAAUAAAUCAAGGUCUCAUUAAAAUGUAUAAGAAAGAAGUUCUGUCCAAAUUUCCCGCUAUCCAACAUGUAUUGUUUGGGUCAUUACUUCCAAUACGUAGAUUUCAAAUGCAUCACUAGAUUUCAUUCGAAUUUUUAAUCUAACUUUUUAAUUAUUAUUUAAAAUAGUC
Papilio machaon (common yellow swallowtail) is the source of this 1216-nucleotide messenger RNA. RefSeq names its product serine/threonine-protein phosphatase 2A activator. Gene Ontology annotation, molecular function: protein tyrosine phosphatase activator activity; peptidyl-prolyl cis-trans isomerase activity. NCBI's taxonomy places the organism in Eukaryota, Metazoa, Arthropoda, Insecta, Lepidoptera, Papilionidae. The coding region runs from base 183 to 1166 and encodes 327 amino acids. Gene Ontology annotation, biological process: mitotic spindle organization. The record is from RefSeq and is a predicted model, not a curated record. The transcript is spliced from 2 exons. Gene Ontology annotation, cellular component: cytoplasm; protein phosphatase type 2A complex; nucleus.